This is a messenger RNA of Aspergillus alliaceus, 2275 nucleotides long. Its product is annotated as Y-family DNA polymerase. Lineage: Eukaryota; Fungi; Ascomycota; Eurotiomycetes; Eurotiales; Aspergillaceae. Gene Ontology annotation, biological process: error-prone translesion synthesis. The transcript has 2 exons. Gene Ontology annotation, molecular function: damaged DNA binding; DNA-directed DNA polymerase activity. The record is from RefSeq and is a predicted model, not a curated record. Gene Ontology annotation, cellular component: nucleus. Bases 22 to 1803 code for a protein of 593 amino acids.
GGCGAACCGCCUGCUGAGGACAUGCCGUCCACCUCAACUGAGGCCUCAGAUGAAUAUGCGACGUUGAAAUAUCAUUUAUUGGGUCCAUCCUUGACCAAAGCAGGCCAGGAUGCGGUCGACCAGCAGAAGGUGUCGCAAAUUAUAUACAAUGCUUCAAAAGGAUCGAAGUUCUUUAAUCAUGAACAAAGUCGCGAUCGGAUCUUGACAGAGAAGAUCGAACGUAUCUUAAAGGAGAAGGCCCGUCUGGAGAAUCUAGACUUGUCUCACGACCUACGGCGGGCGGACCAGCUUUUGGGCGAGCUCGAACUCAGUCGCGACUUAUCGCAAUAUGUUAUUCACGUCGACUGCGAUGCGUUCUUUGCUGCAGUUGAGGAACUCGAUCGACCUGAAUUGAAAAACGUUCCUUUUGCUGUAGGCAAAGGGGUCUUAACUACUUGUAAUUACGAGGCUCGAAAAUUCGGUUGCCGGAGUGGUAUGGCUUCAUUCGUAGCCAAGAAGCUUUGUCCACAGCUUAUCUGCCUACCCCAAAACUAUGAGAAGUACACUGCCAAGGCGCAGGAGAUUCGGGCCAUAUUCGCCCAAUACGAUCCGCUCUUCGAGAGUGCUAGCAUAGAUGAGGCGUACCUCAAUAUCACCCCCUAUUGCACAGCAAAUCAACUCGAUCCGGAAGAUGUUGUUAAUGCCAUGCGAGCGGAGGUGUUGGAAAAAACGAAAAUCUCCGUGUCUGCUGGUAUUGCCGCCAAUGCAAAGAUCGCCAAAAUCGCAUCUAAUCGCAACAAACCAAAUGGACAAUUUCGUGUUCCUAAUGAUAAAGAUACCAUCAUGGAAUUUAUGAAGGACCUCCCCGUCCGAAAGGUCAAUGGUGUGGGCCGAGUGUUUGAACGUGAGCUGGAUGCUGUUGGAAUCAAAACAUGUGGUGAUAUCUAUCCUCAACGCGCACUGUUGACCAAGCUAUUUGGUGAGAAGGCAUUUUAUUUUCUGGCCCAGUGUUACCUUGGAUUGGGUAGGACGAAGAUCCAGCCAGUGGAAAACUAUGAGCGGAAAAGUGUUGGCACUGAAAGCACGUUCAAUGAAAUGGGCGGCAAGGAAGCACUCCGAGAAAAGCUCUGGCUGACUGCCCAGGAGCUUGAGAAGGACUUGACUCGUACCGAAUUCAAAGGCCGUACAUUGGUGCUUAAGGUGAAGUUAGCCACAUUCGAGGUCCUAUCACGACAGUGUCAACCCCCAAGGGCCGUGUGCCUGGCCAAAGAUCUCUACGCAUUUUCUCUCCCAAUGCUAGAAAAACUUGAGAAAGAGAUCCCUAACAUGAAGCUGCGUCUUCUCGGCCUUCGCUGUACCAAUUUGGUAACCACUAAGAAAGGAGGGAUAGACUUUUUCGGUUGGGCUUCGCGUUCCAAACCUACCGCGGAGCCGACCCCGGAUACAGCUGAACAAGAGAUCAGUGCGGAAGAAGCAUUCGAGAGAGCUGCUCGCCAAGAGAUACAGGAAGACAUGAAUGAUCUAGAGAAGCUCAGCCAGGAGGUAUCGGAACCCAACGAGAUCAAUGAGUCUAGAGAAAACCCGGCCGCCCCAUCUGAACCCCAACCUACAUACUGGGAUUGCCCCGUUUGCUCCAAACCACAGAUUGCAGAGGACAGAACCUUCAACGACCACGUUGACUACUGUCUUUCAAGACAAACUAUCAAGGAGGUCAUUCAAGGCGCUUCACCAGAUAGUGAGCCCGCCCCAUCAAAAACCCGGAAGAGGAAGGGUACGUCGCAGGAGCCCGUUGACCCACGCCAGAAGCGACUGUUCUUUACGUGAUGCACAUUGUCUUCUCAUUCACUGGGAAUAUAUCAACCGAACAAGGUUUGCGGGUCUUCGCAAGAGUAACUACACGGCCAUGUUCAUUUACUUACGAACACGCAUCUCAUCCUACAAAUUUCUCGGUCCGCUACCAUCGCGCUCUAUGUUCUAGUUUGCCGUCCAAUGACCUUCGUUCAGCCUGCAUAUAGAGAGCCCGUCCUGUAAGACACUGCCCCCGCCACGAUGAGUGAAUCCUUGGAAUCUAGACCUCUUCUAAAACCUGGGGUGCUAGUUGUAUACCCUCCUUGCAUGGCCAGCAUUUUGACACACUACCCGCAUAACUCCCACCAUUGACACUCUGUGUUUUCCUGUGGGGUAGUAUAUCUAUAUAUAUUGGUUACUCAAAAGCCAGGUGAAUAAAUAAUACAUGUAAUUUUAGGCACUGAGUGAUCACCGCAGGAAGUGUACCAAUAUUUUGACAGCUCGUAAG